Molecule: messenger RNA, 1049 nt
Organism: Cloeon dipterum
Lineage: Eukaryota; Metazoa; Arthropoda; Insecta; Ephemeroptera; Baetidae
Product: transmembrane protein 179
Exons: 4
Coding region: 211-855 (214 amino acids)
Source: RefSeq, a predicted model, not a curated record
GACGGCCAGGUCGGCCAGUCUCUGAAGCGAAAAUAAUUCGAGACGUAAUACAAGCGAAUUUCGUUUUUAAUUUUCCGUUGCGAAUUUACUUCUGCAUCAAAAGUAUUGGAGUUCUGAGGCGAUUUUAUGCCGAAUGUCUUAAUUUUCUGAUCCGCCUUUUCACGUCGCUUAUAAUCGAAACCAAUGUUUCUUAAAAAUUAGAAGAUAAAAAUGGAGCUGACUAACAUUCUUCUUCUGAGCCAAAUUGCUGGCUAUUCCGUGGCGUUGCUCCUCGCAUUUUGCCUGGCCGUUCCUCUCGUCCUUCACCAAAAUGAUUUCCAAGGACACUGCCUCUUGUUCUCAACCGGUAAUUGGCAAGAAACAGACGGCCAGUUCAACGUCAACUGGUCCCCGACGAUUUUCUGCGGCUACCCGAUCGGUCUUGCAGCCAUGGCCAUGGGACUGUGCUUCAUCCAGUUGUACAGAAUGUCUGUUUAUUACUACCGCGGCACCGACAGUUCGUUCCUCUCUGCGUUCAUCGAUGUCGUCGUUUCGAUUGUAAUGUGCGUCUGCCUCAUCGGAGCCGCCCUGAUGGUCACCCUGGGCUUUAUUUCUUGGUGCCAAGACAUGACCGAGCGGUUUCCCUCCUGCGAAAUUGCGGCUGGAAACGAUAUUGAUAAGAAGGACCGCAUCAACACUGCCAAUUUCUACAUCCAGAUGGGCACUGCUCAGUUUGGCGCGUGGGCGUUGUGGGCCGCUUGGGUGGCGUUGGCUGUCAUGGCCAUGAUCAAGCUGUGCCAAAACCACCAGAUGGAAAACGUGCGAGUCACCAUGUACAUCGAGCGUCAGAGACUGAUAAAUGAAGGCCAGAGUUAAAUUUAUGAUUACAGGCCUCAGCCAGUCGCUUUGAAUCUCACGGCUGAGGCCUCUACUAAUAAUGUGUAUUAAACUACUUGUAAGAUCAAAACUGUGAAAUCUGUGAUUCAAGUCAAAAUUGAUUCUCAUUUCCGUGCGUGUAACUCCAAAGAUAAAACUGCUAUUAAAUUUUUUUAAUUUUCUUCCAAUCUAAA